Messenger RNA from Rattus norvegicus (Norway rat), 2312 nucleotides. RefSeq names its product ankyrin repeat domain 13D (gene Ankrd13d). Gene Ontology annotation, molecular function: ubiquitin-modified protein reader activity. Gene Ontology annotation, cellular component: late endosome; perinuclear region of cytoplasm; plasma membrane. The record is from RefSeq and is a predicted model, not a curated record. Gene Ontology annotation, biological process: negative regulation of receptor internalization. NCBI's taxonomy places the organism in Eukaryota, Metazoa, Chordata, Mammalia, Rodentia, Muridae.
CCUAACUCCAUGUAGCCCCGCCCCCGGCCCCGCCCCGCCCUCCCUGCCGCCUGCGCUCUUCUUGCUGCCGCGGCUCCUUCCAGGGGUCGGCGGGGCUGCAGCGGGUGCAGGUGAGGUGCGGCUCGGAGCGGAGGCGCAGUAGACGUGCCAGGCGCAGGCCAAGAAGGGCUGGGCCGUUCACUCGGGAUGCGGUGCUGAGGCCCAGCAUGGCCGGCCUGGGCCCCACCUUCCCGCUGCACCGGCUAGUCUGGGCAAAUCGGCACCGCGAACUGGAGGCCGCACUGCACAGCCGCAAGCAUGACAUUGAACAGGAGGACCCCCGAGGGCGAACCCCCCUGGAGCUGGCUGUGACCUUGGGGAACUUGGAGUCUGUGAGAGUCCUCCUUCGACAUAAUGCCAACGUGGGCAAAGAGAGCCACCAGGGCUGGGCAGGAGGCAGUCAGCACUGGAGACCCUGAGAUGGUACAGUUGGUACUCCAGUAUCGGGACUUCCAGAGGGCCACACAGAGGUUGGCUGGCAUUCCAGAACUGCUCAACAAACUCCGUCAGGCCCCUGACUUCUACGUGGAAAUGAAGUGGGAGUUCACUAGCUGGGUGCCUCUUGUGUCCAAGAUGUGCCCGAGCGACGUAUACCGUGUGUGGAAGCGGGGCGAGAGUCUGCGAGUAGACACUAGUCUCUUGGGCUUUGAGCACAUGGCCUGGCAGCGUGGCCGGAGGAGCUUCAUCUUCAGGGGUCAAGAGGCGGGAGCCUUGGUAAUGGAAGUGGAUCAUGACCGGCAGGUGGUACACACAGAGACACUAGGUCCAGCUCUGCAUGAACCGGAAGUGCUGCUGGCUGCCAUGCGGCCCAGUGAGGAGCAUGUGGCCAGUCGACUCACUUCUCCUAUUGUCUCCACCCACCUGGACACUCGCAAUGUAGCCUUUGAGAGGAACAAAUGUGGUAUCUGGGGAUGGCGGUCUGAGAAGAUGGAGACCGUUAGUGGCUACGAAGCGAAGGUGUACAGUGCCACCAAUGUGGAGCUGGUGACACGCACAAGAACAGAACACCUCUCUGAUCAGGACAAGUUAAGGAACAAAGGGGGUAAGACUCCAUUCCAGUCCUUCCUGGGAAUGGCCCAGCAGCACUCCUCCCAUACUGCGGCUCCAGUGCAGCAGGCAGCAAGCCCUACCAACCCUACAGCCAUUUCUGCUGAGGAGUACUUUGACCCCAGCUUCAGCCUGGAAUCAAGAAACAUUGGCCGCCCCAUUGAGAUGUCUAGCAAAGUACAGAGGUUCAAGGCAACACUGUGGCUAAGUGAGGAGCACCCACUGUCCUUGGGUGACCAGGUGACACCCAUCAUCGACCUCAUGGCCAUCAGCAACGCUCAUUUUGCCAAGCUUCGGGAUUUCAUCACUCUGCGCCUCCCACCAGGCUUCCCCGUCAAGAUUGAGAUUCCCCUCUUCCAUGUGCUAAAUGCCCGCAUCACCUUCAGUAACCUGUGCGGCUGCGACGAGCCUGUGAGUUCCGUGUGCGUCCCCAAACCCAGUUCUGCCAUUUCUGCUUCAGGAAGCCCUUUUCCAUGUGAGGUGGACCCCACUGUGUUCGAGGUGCCCGAGGGGUACAGUGUGCUGGGUGCUGAACGCAGUGAGCCCCUUCGAGAUGAGGACGAUGACCUGCUGCAGUUUGCCAUCCAGCAGAGCCUGCUUGAGGCUGGCACAGAGGCAGAGCAGGUGACUGUGUGGGAAGCCCUGACCAACACAAGACCUGGCAUUCACCCUCCUCCCCGGGUCACAGUGUUUGAAGAGCAGCUUCAGCUGGAGCAGGCCCUCCAGGAAAGCCUACAGCUGUCCACAGAAUCCAGGGGUCCAGAGUCUCCUCAGAAGACACCUCCACCCCCUGCUCCCCCAAGCUUUGAGGAGCAGCUUCGCCUGGCCCUGGAGUUGUCUUCAAGGGAGCAGGAGGAGUUGGAGCGACGGGGUCAGCAGGAGGAAGAAGACUUACAGCGGAUUCUGCAGCUGUCACUCACAGAGCACUGAGAUGCCUGGCCACUGGGGAUGGCUCCCCAGGGCCACUCCUUCUGCCUGUUUUUGUAAUUUAUUUAUUUAUAAACUGUCUGCUGCUGAGCUUUGGGCCUGGGGCACUGGAGGUAGGCUAGCAGUGAGACUAAGGUAGAAAUAAAAAGACCGUCAGCAGUAGGCUUGCUGUCCUCCGUGGACUGGAACCAAGGGACACUGGAUGGGGGAUUAUUGAUGGAUAGUCCUCACUAGCGCUGUCACCGAGUGGCUUUGGGUCCUCCAUUUCUACAGCAAUAAAAUAAGACCACUUCGUCAUA